Messenger RNA from Hypomesus transpacificus, 2924 nucleotides. RefSeq names its product failed axon connections homolog, metaxin like GST domain containing a (gene faxca). Gene Ontology annotation, cellular component: cytoplasm. NCBI's taxonomy places the organism in Eukaryota, Metazoa, Chordata, Actinopteri, Osmeriformes, Osmeridae. The transcript has 6 exons. Bases 1441 to 2685 code for a protein of 414 amino acids. The record is from RefSeq and is a predicted model, not a curated record.
GGAGAGAGGGCGGUAGAGGAGGGGGGAGUGGGAGGGAGGGAGGUAGAGGAGGGGGGAGAGGGAGAGAGAUUAUAAUUACAAUGAUGAUCCUGACUACCUUGACAUGUUUCAGGGGUUGUUAUUUGCUCUGUGGGACCAGAGAACUUGAUCAUUAGUUGUGUGUGUGUCACAACACUCCCAUAUAAGUAGGUGUUUUUAUUCCUCAGGGAAAAAGAAGUCCUUAGUUGUGGUAUGAAGUCCAGUGUGCUGUGUGACGUGGGUGUAGAGCUGGGAGGUCCAGGUGACAUCUUCACUUAUACUUCCUCACCUACUAUCCUCUGGCUGUAAAUGGCCUUACUCAUUUUAUUCCUUGUUUGCUUGUUCUGAAGCACAUUUGCUCUAUGAAAAUUAUGUAAUACUGAAAUGUUUUGUUUACUGUGAAGAUUACAUAAACGGUUACCUUCCUUACUCAACACACACCUCACCCAACACACACCUCACCCAACACACACCCCUCCUCACCCAACACGCACCCCUCCUCACCCAACACACAGGUGUCCAUCCUCUAUGGGCCGGCAGGGUUCAAUGUUGUUUUUCAGUUCAAGGAUUUUCCUCACAUCUGACAAGCUUUAACCCUUACUGGCCAGGAAGGGUCCAAUUAAUCUUUUCUGUGGAUUUGUCUUUUAAAUCAAAAUGAAUUAUAGCUCAUUUGUGUAUAUUACCUGUUGAUAUAUUUUAGUUUGGUGAUACUUUGAGAGUUUGUAUGUGUGUUCCUGUGUUUGAAUGCCUUACAGAAUAAAGCUGCUGGAUUCAAAUGUACAGGACAUCACUUUUCUGUUUAUGCAAGCUGAACUGGGGCUGAACUCUUCACCUCACUAGACUGACAUUAUGGCGUUCUGCCUGAUGUGUGGACAAUCUAAUUGAUUUCUUUCAAAUAGAUAAAAUAGUUAUUUAAUAAUACUAGACUCCUUUCAAGUCAAGCACAUUCUUGGUAAGUCAACAGUGAACUGUUGCUGUAGGGUUACCCCUAGUGGUAUGAACCUGUAAAAGGAACACAACCUGCUGACACGUGGACAUUACCAAAGCAAUUCAUUUAUGAAGAAAAAUGUAAAUGCGGGCCUUAACAUUACAUUUCUAUCUUGUGUUUAAUUCACUAUGCAAAUGUGUCCUUUGGAUAGAAGUUAUCCACAUACCGCCUGCAGCCACCAGAGGCUGGUACUCAUAGGUACGGUCUCCGUGACGUCACUCAUCCGCGGCAGAGAACGAGAACACAAGCGCAGCAGCGGUGAGCGGCUGCGAAGGAUGCCGACCCCGCCGCGGGGACAACCGCCAGGCGAGAUGGUCCCCCUUUGCUGUUUCCACGCCGUGUCUACCUCCACAACACCCCAGAACUCAUGAAGCCCCCGUUGAUGAAGCCAAAACGGGCCAAAGAAAGGCGGAAAGAGGCCAAGGACAGAGAGGAUGUUCUGGCGCGUCGGGUUUGCCUGGACGCGGCCGUGUGUGGUUGAUCUCGGCCAGAACCAGAGUUUCUCAUUCGGUCUUUGCGGCUCCGAUGAGAACGUCUCGUUCUACGGGUACAUCGUCGCCUAUCCAUUGCAGGACUACGGCGGGAUCAUGUCAGCUUUGGGCUCGGACUCGUGGUGGCGGAAAACGCUGUAUAUAACUGGGGGCGCUCUGCUCGCUGCUGCUGCCUAUCUACUGCACGAGCUGCUAGCCAUCAGGAAGGAGCAGGAGCUGGACUCUAAGGAUGCCAUCAUCCUGCACCAGUUCUCCCGGCCCCAGACUGGCGCCCCCUCUCUCUCGCCCGCCUGCCUCAAGAUGGAGACCUACCUGCGCAUAGUCGACCUGCCCUAUCAGAACUACUUUGAUGGGAAGCUGUCCCCACAGGGUAAAAUGCCCUGGAUAGAGUACAACAGGCAGCAGGUUUGUGGGACAGAGUUCAUCAUCGACUUCCUGGAGGCCAAGCUGGGUGUGAGCCUUAACAGCAGGCUGAGCCCCCAGGAGAGGGCGCUGUCGCGUGCCAUCAUCAAGAUGGUUGAGGAGCACUUCUACUGGACCAUGGCUUACUGCCAGUGGGUGGACCGUCUGGAAGACACCCAGAGGCUGCUAGCGCUGAGCGGCCCACUGAGCGACUCCCUUCGCUGGAUCUUCGCUCACCUGACCAGCGGUAUCGUCAGGAGAGAGAUGUACGGACACGGGAUUGGUCGCUUCUCCAAAGAGGAAGUGUACGCUCUGAUGGAAAAGGACAUGCGUACGCUGGCGACCCUGCUAGGUGACAAGAGGUACCUGAUGGGCUCCCAGCUGACCACGGUCGAUGCUGCAGUGUUCAGCCAUCUGGCCCCUGCUAUGUGGACGCUGCCCGGCUCACGACCAGAGCAGCUCAUCAAAGGUGAGCUGAUCAACCUGGCCAUGUACUGUGAGAGGAUUCGCCGGCGCUUCUGGCCUGAGUGGUUUGUGGACCUGGAGGACUUCUGCUACGGCGACAGCAGCGAGGACAGCGGGCAGCCAGACCUGGGACUCUACUCUCACACAGACACCUUCCAGGAGACCCCACACACACACACUCCGGCUGAGCCCUUGUCCCCACACACACACAAACACACUCCGGUUGAGCCCCUCUCCCCGGACAGUGACCGGACAGGCCAGUCGCUCUACGACUCUGACAUGGACACGGAGUGUUCUGAGAUAGAACAGUUCAAGUGUUGAUGUUGCUCGGCAACACACACAUCUUUCUCUGUAGAUGCCCCUGGGGAGGACACCGCCCCCUACCCUUGGGGAGGACUGGGGAGUUUCAGCACCAGGAACUCUUUGCUGCCUGUGUGACUCGAGACGUUGACUGGAGAUUUUGCACAAUAAAGUAGAGGAAGUAAGAGAUAGCUCAAGAGAAGGAGGGAUAGAGUGAGAGGAGGGAUUAAGGAGAGAUGGAAGGAUGGAGAGAUGAAGGA